Molecule: messenger RNA, 327 nt
Organism: Suillus paluster
Lineage: Eukaryota; Fungi; Basidiomycota; Agaricomycetes; Boletales; Suillaceae
Exons: 2
Coding region: 1-327 (108 amino acids)
Source: RefSeq, a predicted model, not a curated record
AUGCCAAUGAUUGAUGAAAAAACCGCUGGUAAUCAUUCUAGUGAUAAGGCAACACCAGAGCAGAAGGGAGAGGGGCCAUCCUUGAUGAUUUCGGAUAUGGUGACACUCGACUGGGGAAGGUUGAAGGAUGAUGAGGAGGAGGCUUGCAUUAUCUUCAAAGCUGGCAAAAAUCAAGAUGGCUAUUUUUCGGCUGAAGACUUGCUUGUCCAGGUUGAAUGGGCAAUAGAUAUAUUUGAACGCAAAACCAAUGGUUUUGCUACAGGUUUAUUUAUGUUUGAUAAUGCACCUAGUCAUCAAAAGUGUGCGCCUGAUGUGGUGUCUGCAUGA